Molecule: messenger RNA, 1131 nt
Organism: Thlaspi arvense
Lineage: Eukaryota; Viridiplantae; Streptophyta; Magnoliopsida; Brassicales; Brassicaceae
Source: the annotation of a GenBank genome assembly
AUGGCGGAUGAUGAAGAACCACCGAUGGCUGUUCAAAUCCAACCGGAAAUUUCUGUCGGCAAGAAUCUCUCCGUGGAGGAAUCAAGCGACGCUGUUUCCGUUGGUGUCACUGUCAUCACUGGUUAUCUCGGCGCCGGAAAGUCCACCCUGGUGAGCUAUAUUCUGAACGGGAAACACGGGAAGAGAAUCGCGGUGAUAUUGAAUGAGUUUGGGGAAGAGAUUGGAGUAGAGAGGGCAAUGAUAAACGAAGGAGAAGGAGGCGCCCUUGUUGAAGAAUGGGUCGAGCUCGCUAAUGGCUGUGUUUGCUGCACUGUUAAGCAUAGCCUUGUUCAAGCCCUCGAGCAGCUUGUACAGAGAAAAGACAGGCUUGAUCAUAUAUUGCUGGAGACGACAGGUUUAGCAAAUCCUGCUCCACUGGCUUCUAUUCUUUGGUUGGAUGACCAGUUAGAAUCAGAAGUCAAGCUUGACUGCAUUGUUACUGUCGUGGAUGCAAAGAACCUUCGUUUUCAGCUCAAUGAGCGCCGUGACUCAUCCUCAUUUCCCGAGGCUUUUAAUCAGAUAGCAUUUGCGGAUACGAUCAUAAUGAACAAGGUUGACUUGAUUUCUCAAGAGGAAUCUGAUGAACUGGAGAAGGAAAUCCAUUCCAUCAACUCCCUCGCCAAUGUUAUCCGCUCCGUUAGGUGCCAAGUUGAUUUGUCCAAUAUAUUAAACUGCCAGGCGUAUGAUUCAGCCGUUAAGUCUCAUGAACUUCUCUUCUCUAUCCAUGUUAGUCGUCUGGAAUCCCUGCUAGAAGCAAAUAAAUCAUUAACAACAACGGAUCUUCAUGAUAGUGGAGUGAGGACUCUAUGCAUCAGUGAACCUCAACCUUUGAACCUUGACAAGGUUCGUUUGUGGCUUGAGGAAAUUCUGUGGGAUAAAAGGUUGGAGAUGGAUGUAUAUCGUUGCAAGGCUGUGUUGAGCAUUCAAAACUCAGACCAGCUGCACAUUUUGCAGGCUGUUAAAGAGAUAUAUGAGAUAGUUCCAGUGCGAAAAUGGAGUGAAGAAGAGAAUCGAAUGAACAAAACAGUAUUUAUAGGAUACAAUCUGGACGAAGAAGCUCUUAAAAGCGGAUUAAGAGUCUGCAGAACCUGA